CUAAGCUAAGCUAACGGCUAGUGGCAGUGUGUGGUCGCGUCGGGAUCGGCUUUGUUCCUCCACUAUUCACCGAUCUGACAUGUUGCACCUGAUCCCUCGGUGCUCUCGCCUUGUCCUGUGAAAGAACGUGGGCCCUCAACCGCCCUCAGCCGCACAGCCGUUGGCUUUUAGCUUUGUUUUUCUGCGUUUAAAUCCAACGCGACUUGCAGAAACAUGGCGGACAGCGGGCAUUACUACAACGAGCAUGACGACAGAACCGCACCACAUUUCCGGAACCGCAAAGGCCGAGGCCCCAACAAGGGUCGCACAUAUGACAGGUCCCGCAGAGACCGUCAGCGGGGGAGCCACUCGGGGGGGUUCGGUGGUCCCGGGCCACGUUCCCGGCUUGAGGACACGGACGGAGAUGUGACCAUGAGUGACAGCUCCCAAGACAGCAGUGCUCAGAACAGAUUCAACCCAUACGGCAGGCCCCCACGGAAAGGAGAUGGCCGCUUUGACAGAGACAGAAGAGGCAAAGGGGGAGGAGGGGGCAGAGGCGGAGGAGGCAGCUACCGAGGUGGAGGAGCCUUCGGCGGAGGAGGAAAGAACCGAUCGGGCUGGUUCAAAGUUACGAUCCCACACGGAAAGAAGUAUGAGAAGAGAUGGUUACUGACAGCUCUGCAGAACAUCUGUUCAGUUUCCUACACACCUGUACAAUAUCACGUCGAUCACAACAGGGUCCAUUUUUACGUCGAUGAUUCCUCGACUGCCAGUGCGUUGCACAAAUGUUCUCACAAGAUCACAGACUCUGACGGUUACAAGGUGGAAGUGCACGUAAACCCCUGUUCCCCACCCUCAUUUCUGCUGUCUGACCUGAAGCCUGAACACGUGGAGCAUCUGAAGCAAUGCAUGGCAAAACGUUUCGAUGGCUCCCAGCAGGCACUCGAUCUGAACAACAUUCGAACUGACCCAGACCUCGUGUCCCAGAAUAUUGAAGUGAUCUUGAACAGAAAGACGAGCAUGGAGGCCGUUAUCAAGGUCAUUGAAGAAAACAUUCCGGAGCUGACGUCCUUGAACUUGAGCAACAACCGCAUUCACAAACUGGAUGAGCUGGCUGAUUUAGUAACCAAAGUGCCUAAUCUGAAGACGCUCAACCUUUCACACAACGAGCUGAAGUCAGACCGGGAGCUGGACAAGAUUAAAGGCCUGAAGCUGGUGGAGCUGUGGCUCAACAGGAACCCCCUCUGUGACUUCUUCAAGGACCAGCCCUCGUACAUCAGUGCCGUGCGUCAGAGGUUUCCCCGGCUUCUCAAACUGGAUGGUAACGACCUCCCUCCACCCAUUGGCUUUGACGUGGAAACGCCCACCACCAUCCCCAAAUGCAAGGAAAGCUACUUCUGCUCCGAUGAAAUCAAAGUGCUCAUCCUCCGGUUCCUGCAACAGUACUACAGUAUUUACGACUCGGGGGACCGGCAGCCGCUCCUGGAUGCCUACCACGACGGCGCAUCGCUGUCCCUCACCACGCCGUACUCCACCCAGAACCCGUCCAGGAGCAGUCUGGGAGAGUAUCACAAAGACAGUCGAAACCUGAAGAGGCUGAAAGACUCCACAAUGCGCUUCCGAUUGUUGAAACACACGCGGCUCAACGUGGUGGCCUUCCUCAACGAGCUGCCCAAAACUCAGCACGACAUCGCCUCUCUGACCGUCGACGUCAACACCUACACUAACACUCUGCUCUCCUUCACCGUGAGUGGAGUCUUCAAAGAAGUUGCCGUUGAUGGUAAAUCCCGGGAAUCCACAAUGGCCUUCUCUCGAGUCUUCAUCACAGUCCCAGCAGGGAAUUCUGGUUUGUGCAUCGUCAACGACCACCUUUUCAUCCGAAUGGCCACGACCGAAGAGAUCCGCCGAGCGUUUGUGGCUCCCGCCCCGACCCCAUCGUCCAGCCCCGUCCCCACCCUCACUGCCCCGCAGCAGGAGAUGCUCACCGCCUUCUCGCAGAAAUCGGGCAUGAAUCUGGAAUGGUCCCAGAAGUGUCUGCAGGACAACGAGUGGGACUUCAACAGAGCAGCACAGAUCUUCACUCAGUUAAAGACGGAGGGAAAGAUCCCAGACGUGGCGUUCAUAAAAUGAAGAGUUCCGUUAAACAUGUGAAAUAAAACCUGCAGUCGAUUUUAUUUAUAGCUUUUGUUUUAUCAUUCAUUCUUUGCCUUUAUUUUGCUUAUUCCAGAAAAGUUUUGAACAAGUUACGUUAACUGUUAUGAGCUAAUUGUGAACCGUUCGACCUGAAUACUGACAUAAGGUCUGUAGUUUCCACGGUAGCCUCAGUUUCUGUUCAUUUGUACAGAAAUCAUUGCAGAUUUCAUAGGAAUAAAGGCACGCAGAGAGUGAAAUAAUUAUAUCAGGAUUUGUUUGUAUUUCAAUAAAACUAUUUUCUAUCAUACAGUUGA
Salarias fasciatus (jewelled blenny) is the source of this 2426-nucleotide messenger RNA. RefSeq names its product nuclear RNA export factor 1a (gene nxf1a). Gene Ontology annotation, molecular function: RNA binding; protein binding. The transcript has 21 exons. The coding region runs from base 214 to 2109 and encodes 631 amino acids. The record is from RefSeq and is a predicted model, not a curated record. Gene Ontology annotation, biological process: poly(A)+ mRNA export from nucleus. Gene Ontology annotation, cellular component: nucleus; cytoplasm. Lineage: Eukaryota; Metazoa; Chordata; Actinopteri; Blenniiformes; Blenniidae.